Asterias rubens (European starfish) is the source of this 5140-nucleotide messenger RNA. RefSeq names its product sterol regulatory element-binding protein cleavage-activating protein-like. Gene Ontology annotation, biological process: SREBP signaling pathway. Lineage: Eukaryota; Metazoa; Echinodermata; Asteroidea; Forcipulatida; Asteriidae. Gene Ontology annotation, molecular function: sterol binding; protein binding. The record is from RefSeq and is a predicted model, not a curated record. Bases 382 to 4611 code for a protein of 1409 amino acids. Gene Ontology annotation, cellular component: Golgi membrane; endoplasmic reticulum membrane. The transcript has 22 exons.
UGAACUUGUAUUGUAAAACGCAAUCGCAAAGUUUGUUUGUCUAUUUUCAGCUAUUCUGUAUUUGUAUUCUCCUUCGAGAAUGUGAUUUUCCAUCUUAUAUGCUGAGUUUAUGAGUAUUUCUCUGUGGUUGGACAACAGUAAUGAUUCGAAUUUUGAAAAAUUAGAGUCAGCCACCGGACAGCAACUUGCCACAAUUUUUGUUCGUGAAAUCUCCUGCCCGCGCCUUCUGUAUGGUCGGACGGCGGUCACCGUCAUGGACAUGAUGGAUGUGUUGUUUGGAAACGAGUAACUUAUAGCAAUCCCAGCUAUCCUGAAUGCAGAACUGCCAUCCCAUUGAAUGAUGCACACCGAAGUAGAAGGCCCAGGCCACACAUAGUAGUCAUGGUGGUAGAACGCCUCAAGUCAUUGGUGGCUGAUGCUUUUUACAAGCAUGGACAGUUCUGCAGCGCCCAUCCAUGGUCAAUUAUUUCAUUUGUGUGUGUGGUGAUGCUCACAGCAAGCUACCCUGUGAUGGAUCUCCCCCUUCCAGGAACAGCCCCAAUGGAGUUCUCUUCACCAGUCCAAGGCUUCAGGGUUCCUCUUCAACGCUCCAAAGGACCAAUCCAAGACCCUGGGAUAGAAGGCAUCGUGGCACCAAGAUGGUAUUCGGGACCCCCAGUCGGCUUCAUUCAACAGUUCAUCAUCAAUGCAACAGUGUCACCAUGGCAACGAGGCUUGAUCCCAGAGGAUGCGUUUCGUUCUCCGCUGUCGAAGGCCUUUGACAUCCGUCGUGAUAUUGAGGAGUAUCAGACCACUGCUGGAAAAUCCGUCCGUAGCUUUUGUCUGUACGUGACGGAGCCAGCCGAUGAGUUCAAAGGCACUAUGCCCAGCCAUAACUGCUUAAUAGUAUCUCCAGCUAAUGUAUGGGGAGAUAGUGUGGAAACAUUUCAGAAGGAUGCCAAGCUAGUUAACACUAUCUUCAAGAGCCAUCAUGGUAUGGAGGUACAGUCAAGUAUCAAAGACCUCCUGUUUGGAAUUCCCUCCAAGUACACCGGAAUCAAUCGUUUCUACGUUCGUAGUCGCCAACGUCAAAUUGCCUACGCCAUCACCAUAGUGCUCCAGACGUACAACGAGACAUUCAUUGAGGGGCUUAAGCAGCAUCUAUUACAACGCUAUGGAGUCGGCAGCGUACAGCAAGAUGAGACCGAAAAGGAACAAGUUGUUCACAUUUAUUAUCAGCAUGAGAAGGGUCUACUGGAGAUGUCACCUCUGAUUAUAAUCUAUGUUCUGUUGCUGCUCUACAUCUACUUCUCAAUUAGUAAGAUUGAGAUGGUAAAGUCUAAGUGGGGUAUGGCCUUUGCAGCAGUCAUAAUGAUCAUGGCAUCACUCUCUAUGUCAGUUGGAAUCUGCCUCAUGUUUGGUCUCACCCCUUCACUCAGUGGAAGUGAGAUCUUCCCGUACCUGGUUGUCAUAAUCGGCUUAGAAAACAUCUUGGUGUUUACAAAGUCAGUAGUAUCUACUCCGGUCCAUCUUGCCGUUAACAUCAGGAUAGCACAAGGUCUUAGCAAAGAAGGUUGGUCGAUUACCAAGAACCUUUGUGCUGAACUCUUGGUUGUCUUCAUCGGUUUCUUCACAUUUGUGCCAGCCAUUCAGGAAUUUUGUGUGUUUGCCCUGGUCGGUUUAAUGACAGACUUCUUUCUGCAGAUGUUCUACUUUGUUCCAGUGCUAUCCGUUGAUAUUCGUAGAAUGGAGCUCUCUGAUCUGAACCGGAGCAGUGUCCAACAUGACCUCUCCACCAAUUCAAGUAACCGACCUUCGACCCCAACCCAAGGUCGUCACUUGACCCGUUCGAAGUCAGCCCCUCGAUCUCUGAACAACAUGAACUCAUCCCAGAACCCAACAGGGUAUAAUUACUUCAUUGAUUCUGGGAGGUUUCCAACGCUCCCGUUGCACACUAGUAGAAGUCGGAUUCCAAGGAGGUUAAAGUUCAUCUAUUUCUGGGCCAGUACCCGUUUGAUGCAACGGCUUAUCAUGUGUGCUUCAAUUGUAUGGAUCAUUCUCACCAGUUUGUUUAUGUACAAAUCUGGUCUGGUAACCCACCUCACUGAUACCAGAGUAAACCAGUCAUUACCAAUGGAGCUUCAUGAAAUCUUGGCCGUACCCAAGCACCCCCUGGAGGCUCCUCCCCUAGAGAAGGAGUUUGAUGUGUCCAGGCAAAGCCCGGAUGGUGUAUCUAUUGAUACGGACUCAGGCACAAAGCUGUCUAGAUUGCAGAGUUUUGCAGAUCAUCUGUCUAGUAUGAGCGUGGCCAGUGAUCGAGCGAUACAUCAGAACAGUAUUAGGAAGGCAGGACAACAGGAAGAUCUUUGGAGGAAGUUAUCUAUGUGGCAUUGGCCGGCUUUGUUUCAGAGCUACAAUAUGAGUCUACAUGGCAAGUACAUCAGUAUACUUCCUCCCUUCAACCUGAACCUCUUCAUUAACCCGAAGGAGGCCGUCUCAAUCCGUCAUGACCGAGAGAAAGAGCGAGCAGCCAAAUGGUACGGCGACCUGGACGCUGACUCUCACGUCCUCCCGUAUGACCCUGACUUCUACACAGAAUGGAUUGAUGAGGAGGGUAUCGUACACACCAUCCCGCUGUUCCGUGCCUCCAAGUUUGACUACUACAUGACGAUGACUCUGGGGAUCAUGAGUGGGGCGUCGCUCGUUAUUCUUAUCAUCUUGCUCUUUAAGUGUGCGGUGUUGGUGAGGCUGAGGAGAGCUCGGUAUAAGAAGGGCAAGCAUGAGGAUAUCUUGAAGAGGGUGGUUAUGAAGAAGUCAUGUGAACUGGUUCCAUGGGUCUUGAUGGGUCACCAGCAGGAGAUAGAGUGCUUAGCAAGUGAGGGUUCUUGGAUUGCAAGUUGCUGCUUAGGGGGAGAAAUUCGCAUAUGGGAUGGUACGAGUGGAGAAUGCACGAUAUGCAUUGAUCGUCAAAGCUACUUUAAGACAAGGAGACGUCUAGGGAGUGGUAACACCAGAACACGUCAUGGCUCCGGUGGGGGUCUACCCAUGAGGCAGCAUAGCUGGAGCGAUAAUAUGUCAUGUGAAAAGGCCAACUGCCCAGUCAAUCGCAGAAACGGCCAUUUACAUAAUCAUUUAGAUCUCUCAGGAGCUAUAUCAACUGACUUUGGGUUGAGCUCCGGUGAUGCUGGGAAUGGUAGUCAGGAUGAUAGGAUGUCAUCGGGUGUUUAUAGUGCGUCGCCGGAAUCCAGAAGCACAGAGCUGGAUGUGAAUGGAGGUCUAGGCACACCAAGGAGCUCUGGAAAUGGUUAUGACUUUAAGACAAUAGUGGAUUCUUAUUUGAUGCAAACGCAGCAACGCUAUGGCACUGCUGAUGAGGAGGACGAGGGACUGGAUGAUGUUUAUCAAGACUUGUCAUCCCCGCUCCUUAAUAGAUCCUCCCAGAACCUAACCACAAUCAAUGAACUAGGGGGUCAUAUGAGACCUCGAACUGCCUCGGCUGGGUCCAUGGGACUGAGGUACGAACAUAAUCCUCAGGAUCCGGGAGACGUGAACAAGAGUCCGGCUCAGUGUGUUAAUCACAAUAGAUUCUCAUUUGAUGAGAGUUUAUUGAGGCAGCUUGAAGCGGGUGGAGAUUCAGGGAUGACGUCUUCGUUGGUGGGUGUCCCACCGCCUCUCAUCUGGUGCAUGGAGUGUAGUGAUCAUAUGGUAGUAGUGGGAUGCAGUAAUGGCAGAAUAGAGUUAUGGGAUCCCAGUAAUGGAUUCCUCCUAGGUUCUUAUGAGGACAAUCCCAUCGGAGCAACAGGUCUAUGCAUCGCUGGAUCCCACCUCGUUAUUGCUCGACUCAACGGUACCCUAGAGUUCCUAGAACUUGUUACUCAUCACUCAGUUCAUAUCAAUCAAGCUCUCUUCAAUGACCAUCUUGCAGAAGGCAACAGAGGUAAGCUUCGGAGUUGGUCUACAUCUGAUUUUGUGCCUCUAGGGGGCGCUGUAUUCUGCUCACGGCAAGCUUCAGUACAGGCCCAUCAGCAGCCUAUUAAUGAUGUACAAGUCGCUAGGGACCAGGCAGUGACAGCUAGUCAAGAUCAUACACUAAAGGUUUUCAGAUUGGAGGAUUCCCUUUGUACAUACACAUUACGUGGCCACACGGGCAGUGUAACAACCCUCUACGUAGAUAAGCACAACUCUUACCAGAUAGCGAGUGGAUCGGAUGACGGCAUGGUGAGACUGUGGGACACUCUUACCGGUGCGUGUCUCCAUUCACUGUGGGGGCACGUCAGUACGGUGCUUUCAGUCACACUGAGUCAGGAACAUGUAAUCAGUGUGGGAAUGGAUAACAGAUUGUGUGUCUGGAAGCGCAGGAGAGGACGUAUGAUACAUGUUAUUCAACUGGACCCAGGAUGCAGUGGGACGGUUGUCUCUUUAUCCAAUGUUCUCAUGGUCACAGGUGGACAGGGCUAUUUAGCAGUGUGGGACAUCAUUAAUGGUGAGCCAUUACGUGUGGUGGAGCUAGGAGGGGGUGAACAAGCAGUACGACAGAUUGUAGUCACAGAACAAGGCAAGGCAGUCGUCUGUGACUACGGCAACGAUCUACGAUUGGUCACAUUCCCUACAGAGCUCAAGAAAACUGACUGAUGAAAGAGUUGUUGCCGAUCUUCUCUGGAACACUCCUCAAACACUGCCCAAAUAGUUGUAUACCCCAGUCAGGACUGUGGCCAAUGACGUCAUGGAAUGGUACCUCAGUUUAAUCUCCUGAAUGAGGUAAUUUACCUCUAAGCAUCCUGAACAGGGGAUAUAACCAAAAGUAUUUACUCGUAUCAGGAGAUGUUUUUGUACUGCUUGUCACUAGCGUAAGCAGUCUAGCCUUUUCAAAGUUUAAUUUGCCAUAUUAAUUUGCCAAAUUAAGACCAAACUUUCAUCAAAGCUGCUCUUAAAACAGCACCAUUUUUCAGAAUGUUUAUUGAACAGGACUAAGUUUGCGGCUUGUAAUGUAGGGUGCACUGAUUGCGAAUGGUUCUUUCAAAUUCUUUUUAUAACAUGCCAUGAUUUAGGAACAAUGUUGGCUUUGAAGCACCAGCAAAGCAGUAUGCAAUUAAAGGCAGUGGACACUAUUGGUAAUUACUCAAAAUAUUUAUUAGUAUAAAACCUUCCUUGGUAACGAGUA